CAUUCAAAAAGUUGAGAACAUCUUGUAAGCAGUCUUUAACCUUUUACACAUGAAUGAAUUUUUAAAGUGCAACAAUGGACAAACAACAGAGGACCGGCGAAUGGGAAAAAGACGAAGGCGGCGGCGGAUUACUCUGCCGGUUAGCCCAUCUCGUCUUGCCAUACUUAGACCCUGCCGGUCUAGCCUCCGUCUCAACAACCUGCAAGGGGUUACAUGUAGUUUCCAAGGCUAUUACUUCCAGUCGAAUCUCCGAUGCUUCUAGAUACUUGGAGAAUUACCCAAUUCCUUUCUUCAACUCCGUCGACUCCGAACUUUACGCCAAUUUCAUCUACUCCCCUGUUCAGACCCUAUCCACCUCCCCAUCCAUCCCCUGGGGAGGUGGGUCGGGUCGAGUUAGGACGGACCCGUUUCUAGUUCGGGUGGAGGGUGCUCACGGGUGCGAUUGUGAGAGUUGCGACUUGGACUCUGAUUCUAAUUGCCCAUGUAUGGAUUUUUCUGAGUUGCCGACCCGAGAAUGCGGGCCAAGUUGCUGCUGCGGGUCGGAGUGUGGUAACAGGUUAACUCAGAAAGGAAUUUCAGUGAAGCUGAAGGUUGUGAAGGAUAGGAGAAAAGGCUGGAGCUUGUGUGCUGCUGAAUUCAUUCCAAAAGGGAAAUUCAUAUGCGAGUAUACAGGAGAACUUUUGACCACUGAGGAAGCAAGAAACCGCCAGAGGCUAUAUGACAAAAUUUCAAAGAGUGGUCACUUUUCUCCUGCACUGCUGGUUGUGAAGGAGCACCUUCCAUCUGGAAAUGUGUGUAUGAGAAUCAACAUUGAUGCUACCAGAAUUGGCAACAUUGCCCGCUUCAUUAACCAUUCCUGUGAUGGUGGUAAUCUUUGUACAUUGAUAGUGCGAAGUUCUGGAGCUCUGCUACCCAGAGUUUGCUUUUUCUCUUCCAGGGUCAUUUUGGAAAAUGAAGAGCUCGCUUUCAGUUAUGGGGACACUACAGUUAACUCUACAGGCUCUCACUGCUUUUGCAGUAGUGCUUGUUGUCGUGGGAUCCUUCCAGCAGAGCACACAUGAUGUAGUAAGGAAAUCACAAGUUCUAUACCUGAACCUCACACUUGUGCUAUUUGAGGCUAUGUCUGGUCUUCACAUCAAUAUGUUAAAAAGUAUCAUCUACCCUGUGAAUGAAGUGCCAGAACUGGAUAUGCUAGCUGAGACGUGUUGUACUACUGGCUCUUGUCCUACUUCUUACCUGGGACUGCUCUUGGGUGCUAAAUAUAAAUCCAUUGAGAUCUGGAAUGGUGUGAUAAAAAAGUUUGAAAAGAGCCUAGCGUCUUGGCAAAGGCAAUAUCUAUCCUUAGGUGGCAGGUUGACCCUUAUCAAUAGUAUCCUGGACAGCAUACCAACUUAUUUCAUGUCACCCUUCCCUAUACCAGCCAAAAUCCAAAAACAGUUAGACAGACUCAGGAGUACCUUCCUAUGGGAGGGUAACAGUCAAUGCCACAAAUUCCAUCUAGUGAAAUGGCCUAAAGUUACACUUCCAAA
Molecule: messenger RNA, 1529 nt
Organism: Solanum dulcamara
Lineage: Eukaryota; Viridiplantae; Streptophyta; Magnoliopsida; Solanales; Solanaceae
Product: histone-lysine N-methyltransferase SUVR3
Exons: 3
Coding region: 75-1061 (328 amino acids)
Molecular function (GO): protein binding
Source: RefSeq, a predicted model, not a curated record